Sceloporus undulatus (fence lizard) is the source of this 13454-nucleotide messenger RNA. RefSeq names its product bone morphogenetic protein receptor type 2 (gene BMPR2). Gene Ontology annotation, molecular function: transforming growth factor beta receptor activity; ATP binding. Gene Ontology annotation, biological process: BMP signaling pathway; protein phosphorylation; cellular response to growth factor stimulus. The record is from RefSeq and is a predicted model, not a curated record. Bases 1628 to 4768 code for a protein of 1046 amino acids. NCBI's taxonomy places the organism in Eukaryota, Metazoa, Chordata, Lepidosauria, Squamata, Phrynosomatidae. Gene Ontology annotation, cellular component: plasma membrane; signaling receptor complex. The transcript is spliced from 13 exons.
GGCGUGGCUUCACGGCGCCCAGAGGCCGGGCGCUCAGUCAGGCAGGCUGGCGCGGUUACGCAGUAGCAGCGGCGGCUCCCCUUUGUGUCUGGUCUGAGGGGAAAGAAAGAAGGGCGGAGGGAGAAGAGAAAGAGAGAGAAAAUCCGUCGCAGGACGGGGACCAGGAGGGAAUCCCUCCGCCCUGAAGGCACGGGGGAGGCGGUUUGAUCCCUCCGCCACCGCCGCAGCUGAAGGGAGGAAAAAGGGGCUUGCGGGGGAGCUCCUUGUGAAGAAGAAGAAGAGAGGCCUCCGAGGAGGAGGAGGAGGAGGAAGGAGGAGGGACUGUGGAUGUGAGGAGGGGGCGUUGGCGGCCCUCUUCCCUCCCUCCAGCCCCACUUGGAACUGGGACGGAGGGACGCCGAAGUAUAUAUACAUAUUAUAUAGAGCUAUCUAUACAAUAUAUCUACAUUAUAUAUAUUAUAUAGGUGUCUAUAUAGAGAGACAUAUCUCUCUAUCUCUCUCUAUAGAUAGAUACAGAGGCCUUGCCUCCCUUUGGGGCCGACUCAAGCCAAGGACUGAGGAGCCCAGAUUUGCUGCUGCUGCUGCUUCACAGAACCGCCUUCCUUCCUCCCCUCCUUGGCCGCCUCUGCUCUAAAUAGGCCGAGGUUCUUCUUCUUCUUACUUCCUCCCUUUUGGGACGCUGGAGGAGCGCCAUGGGACAGCGACCACGACGCCGCCUCUCCUCUCCCCGACGCCAGGCGCCUUGAGAGCAUACCUUGGGCCUUUUCCUUUUGUGACUCCUGCUCCUUUCCCAAGGGUUUGGAUCUUCUUUGCGAUCGUUUGGAGCUUGGGCCUCGAAACCUCCCUCGUGCCUUUACUUUCGAGGGGAGCUGCUUGUUCGUGAUAAUAUAUAUAUACACACACACACCCAGGAUUCUUUUUCACUUGCGGACGUGAUGAUUCGUUGGAAAGCAGACUUCGAGGCGGCGAAGAAGGCGCCCGGGAAACAAGCAGCCGGGAGUUUUCAGGGUUAAAUAAUGACCUCCGGCGGAUAUAGAGACAGAUAUAUAAUCGAUUAUAAUAAUAGUGAUAUGCCAUCGAUGACAAUGACUCCUUCGGCCGAAGGAAGGAGGGCCGAGGCAGCUCUUGUUACAGCGCUUGUGUGUAAUCGAUCAUCGUGACUCCGUGUCAUGGGUUGUGAUGCCUGGGUGCUGAGGGAUUCUGGGAGUCGGAGUCCUUGAAGGAGCAGCCCUUUUCUUCCCCCGAGAGCCAAGCUCGCUUUUGUUAUUACGGUAAUAACUGUAUAUAGUCGGUAUAUAAUCCUGCAUCGUCGGUUAUACCGGAGGAGGAGCGGAGGCGGCCGUGUCGGUGGCCCGAGAGCCAAGCGGGCUCUUCUUGUGAUCGCAAUAACUGUGUCUCCUGGGUUAUAAUGAGUGGUCCUUGGUUGGUGGCGUUGCCCUGAGAGGCGAGGCUGGGCUUUUCCAAGCCCUGAAACAUGAAGGAGGAGGGUCCGUGUCAUGGAGUAAGGGCCUCCUCCUCCUCCUCGGCUGGAUUGUGAGCCCAACGGCGAAAGAGAGACUCUCCGCCGGCCCUGCCCGCCUCGGCCCCGUUGGCCCAGGAAGGAGGCCCCGCUCCCGCCGCGGCCGCCAUGCCCGCCCGGCUCCCCCUGCUGCGGCGCCUCUGGCCGGCCCUGCUCUUGGCCAGCGCCACCUGGAUGCUCAGCGCUGCGGCUGCUGCCCAGAGUGAAGAGAUAACAUGUGCUUUUCGGGAUGUUUACCAAAAUGACCAUGGGAUUAGUGAAAAUCGAAUUUCUCAGGAGAAUGGCACCAUCUUGUGUGUGAAAGGCAACACCUGCUAUGGUCUUUGGGAGAAAACACGAGAAGGAGAAAUACAUCUUGUGAAACAAGGAUGUUGGUCUCAUAUAGGAGAUCCUCAAGAGUGCCACUCUGAGGAGUGUAUAGUAACAACCACUCCUUCCUUGGUUCAGAAUGGGACAUAUCGUUUCUGCUGCUGUAGUACCAACCUGUGCAAUGUCAACUUCACAGAGAACUUUCCACCACCAGAUCCGACAGAUGCAACACCUUUCAAUUCAUCUCAUUCACUUCGUCGAGAUGAAACAAUUGUCAUCGCUCUGGCAUCGGUAUCUGUAUUGGCUGUUUUGGUGGUUGCUCUUUUCUUUGGAUACAGGAUGCUUGUAGGGGAUCGUAAACAAGGUCUGCACAGUAUGGAUAUGAUGGAAGCAGCAGCAUCAGAACCCUCAUUAGACCUGGAUAAUUUGAAGCUGCUGGAGCUGAUUGGUCGAGGGCGAUAUGGAGCAGUGUACAAAGGUUCCUUAGAUGAGCGUCUGGUGGCUGUAAAAGUGUUUUCUUUCACUAAUCGCCAAAACUUCAUCAAUGAGAGAAACAUAUACCGAAUCCCGCUGAUGGAACAUGACAACAUUGCCCACUUCAUUGUUGGGGAUGAGAGAUUCACUGCAGAUGGACGCAUGGAGUAUUUAUUAGUGAUGGAAUAUUAUCCCAAUGGUUCUUUGUGCAGAUAUUUGAGUCUUCAUGCUAGUGACUGGGUGAAUUCCUGUCGUUUGGCACACUCUAUAACUAGAGGCCUAGCGUAUCUUCAUACAGAAUUACCACGAGGAGAUCACUAUAAACCUGCCAUCUCCCAUCGCGAUUUGAACAGCCGCAAUGUAUUGGUGAAAAAUGAUGGAACGUGUGUCAUCAGUGAUUUUGGUCUCUCCAUGAAGCUAACAGGAAAUAGACUAGUGCGCCCAGGUGAGGAGGACAAUGCUGCAAUUAGUGAGGUUGGUACAAUCCGCUACAUGGCUCCUGAAGUGUUGGAAGGAGCGGUGAAUCUGAGAGAUUGUGAAUCAGCUCUGAAGCAAGUAGAUAUGUAUGCACUAGGUCUAAUCUACUGGGAGAUUUUUAUGAGAUGCACAGACCUGUUCCCAGGAGAAUCAGCGCCAGAAUUUCAGACAGCUUUCCAAACAGAAGUUGGAAACCACCCUACUUUUGAAGAUAUGCAAGUCCUUGUUUCAAGGGAAAAGCAACGACCAAAAUUCCCAGAGGCCUGGAAAGAGAACAGUUUGGCUGUGAGAUCACUGAAGGAAACAAUUGAAGACUGUUGGGAUCAGGAUGCUGAAGCUCGGCUGACUGCCCAGUGCGCUGAAGAGAGGAUGGCUGAACUUAUGAUGAUUUGGGAGAGGAUUAAAUCUGUUAGCCCAACAGUUAACCCUAUGUCUACAGCUAUGCAAAAUGAACGAAACUUGUCACACCAUAGGCGUGUGCCAAAGAUCAGACCUUAUCAAGAUUAUUCUUCUUCAUCUUAUAUUGAGGAUUCAGUUCACCACAACGAUAGCAUAGUGAAGAAUAUUUCCUCUGAACUUUCAUUAUCAAGCACACCACUGACACUUGGGGAGAAGAACAGAAACUCAAUUAACUAUGAGCGGCAGCAAGCACAAGCCCGUAUUCCUAGUCCUGAGACGAGUGUCACAAGCUUGUCAACCAACACAGCCACCACCAACACAACAGGCCUCACUCCAAGCACUGGCAUGACCACCAUAUCCGAGAUGCCCUACUCAGGUGAAACAAACAUCAGUGCUGCAAAUGGUGUCCAGUCACUUGGACCAACUCCUGUUUGUCUACAGCUAACCGAGGAGGACUUGGAGACCAAUAAAUUGGAUCCAAAGGAAGUGGAUAAGAAUUUAAAAGAAAGCUCUGAUGAGAACCUUAUGGAGCAUUCCCUUAAGCAGUUCAGUGCACCAGAUCCACUCAGCAGCACCAGCUCCAGCUUACUAUACCCACUGAUAAAACUGGCAGUAGAAGCAACAGGGCAACAGGACUUCGCCCAAACUGCAAAUGGUCAAGCCUGUCUAAUCCCAGAUGUACAGCCUGCUCAGGUCUAUCCUCUUCCUAAGCAACAGAAUCUCCCAAAGAGGCCUACCACCCUACCCUUAAACACCAAAAACUCCACAAAGGAGCCUCGACUGAAAUUUGGAGGGAAGCACAAAUCAAACUUGAAGCAAGUUGAAACUGGAGUUGCCAAGAUGAACACUAUCAAUGCUGCAGAACCUCAUGUGGUAACUGUUACCACAAAUGAAGUGGCAGGAAGGAGCCAUACAGUUAACUCUCAUGCUGUGCCAACCCAGUAUGUCAAUGGUACAGUGCCAUCUGGCCAGUCUACCAGCUCAGGAGCACACAGGGCCCAGGAAAUGCUGCAGAACCAAUUCAGUGGAGAGGACAGUCGUCUGAAUAUUAACUCAAGCCCUGAUGAGCAUGAACCCUUAUUAAGAAGGGAGCAGCAAGUGAGCCAUGAUGAGGGCGUUCUGGAACGUCUGGUUGAUAGGAGAGAACGUUCACUGGAUAAUGGCCGAACAAAUGCCAACAACAACAACAACAGCAAUCCAUGUCCAGAACAAGGUGUCUCUACUCUCAGCCAUUUGAGGACGGCACCAAAUUCUCAACAAACCCACACUAAAAGAGCACAGAGGCCUAACUCACUGGAUCUAUCAGCCACAAAUAUUUUGGACAGCUGUAGUAUGCAGUUGAGUGAGUCAUCCCUUGAUGGCAAACCUGGCUCAGGAGAAAAGAUCAAGAAACGUGUGAAAACACCAUAUUCCCUUAAGCGGUGGCGCCCUUCCACAUGGGUCAUCUCUACAGAACCACUGGACUGCGAGGUCAACAACAAUGGUGGUGAUAGGGUGGUUAGUUCUAAAUCCAGCACAGCUGUUUACCUUGUCGAAGGAGGUACUGCCACAACUAUGGUGUCUAAGGAUGCAGGAGUGAACUGUCUGUGAAUUGUUUGAAAGCUGACAAAAAUGACAUUUUUGCAUUCUGUUAAGCAAACAUGCAGAAGACAUUUUUUUAAAAUGAAAUACAUGAAACUGCUUUCUUCUGUCAGCAUCCCUUACCAAGGACUUGCUUUAAAUAGAUUUCAGCUAUGCAGACAAUUUUUAGCUUAUGCUUCCAUAAUUUUAAUUUUGUUCUUAUUUUUUUAACAUUUUUGCACUUUUUAUUUAGUAUUGCAAAAUUACAUCUGUCUGUCCUUGACCACAGAAUUAUAUAUGUGUAUUAAAUGGCUGUGGUCUCAAAAUAUUUUUUUUAAAAAACAAAAAGAAAAAAAUGUAUUGCUGAUAAUCAGUUUGGACCAGUUUUGAAGGUCACUAAACACAUAAGCCAGUUGGCAACAGUGGUGUCUGCUGUUCAUGUUUUGAGUUCUGUGCACAAGUCCAUUUGUAUGUUUCUGUAUGUCAGAGUGUAUUAUCUUUUGAACUCCCUAUUUUUCACUUGUGUUAUGUUGAAAUGUGCAAUAGUCUGUAGUUCACAGUAUGCUUUGUGUUUCCAACCCUACUACACAUUCUCCCUUUUAGAAUUACUUUUAAAAAAUCUUAACAGUUGGGCAACCAAUGGUUUCCGACUGUGAAUUCUGCACAGCAUAAUCAGCUUUGAAGCAGCUGCUCGUAUCAGUAUGUGUGCUUUGAGAUCACAGUUGAUGCAUGCUUUUCCCAGCCUUGAAAAGGCUUAAAACAAAAAGAACAAACCUUUUUCUUUCAUCCUUCCAAGUUAAUAAAUUGUAAAAAAAAAAAAAAAAAAAAAAUUCAUAGUAAAUGUUGCAGGUUUGGAAAACUCUUAAGGAAGAAAAUGUUGAACAAAAUGUAAGGAGUCAAGUUGUCAAUUUAUACAACCAGUGGGAGUAAUUAUCUUCACAGUUAGCUUGAUUCUUAAUAACCAUGCCUCCCAUUGAAUUGUUAUCGGCCAAGAAACCUGUACCUUGGAUAUAUCCUAUGGUAUAUCUUUUACAAAACCAGGAUGCCUGAGAGAAGUGAAACUGUUUGUGUGUGGAAACUGACCCGAGCUGCCUAUCAUUUUCAUUUUAUCUUUUAUACAAAUUUGACAAUUAUAGUUAGUAUUUAUGUACAUGUUUUUCCUUAAUGAAUGCUUUCAGUGCAUAUUGAAAAGUACAUUUUUACAUAAUCUUGAUAUGUUGUGUGAAAAACUUAUUGUAGCUAGGUUGCAAAGACAGGUUUUAAAUAGAGAAGCAAAAGCAUGGACAUGAUUGUUUGACAGUAAUGUGGUAAUUUCUAUGGCUCUGUUAUUUUCACUGCCCAAAUGGUUGAGAUCAGUCUUGCAUCAGAUUGCCUAUAUGUAAUUUGCUGUUUUAGAAAAUAAUGAAAUGGAUUCAGUUACUUUAGACUCCCCCCAUCCCCUUUGCAUUAUUGCUCCCCUUCAAACACUACUGCUGCUUAUCAUGACAACAUAUCAAGUAUCCCCCCCCCCCAAGGAAGAGUUCAGAAUAUAUGUAACAUUACAUAUUUGUGCAUGGCUAUUAAAAUGUCUGGCCAAUUAAAUGCCAUUUUAAAAGUCAGUAGGGACAUCUGCCUAGACAGAAGAUAGUAAAUAUUUGCUUACUGGCCCUUGUCCCAGCAUGAAACUAAGCCCUUUUGUCUCAGUUGUUGUUCAGGCUUUAGUAACAUUACCAAUAUAUAUCUAUAUCUAUAUAAGCUAAAUAGCAUUUAGUAUGAUAUGGUUCUGAAUAAAAUAUUUAGUUUUGUAUUAUCAUGAACCAGGACUGACCUAACAAUUAUUUAGUCCACACAAUAAAAUCGCUGCAGCAUAUAUCCGUCCUACUUUCUGUAAGAUUUUCAGCUAUGUUUUUCAGAUGUCUGCUGGACUGUUUAUAUUGUUAAUUUGUUCUUACCAACAUCCUUCUAUAUUCAGGUCUUGAACCCUGUCCUUGGGGCCAUGAUAGACAUCCAGUUACAGAACACUAAACCAAUUUUUUUCUCUUUUAUUAUGCCUAUGUAAGCUGGUUUGUUAGCUAACAAAAGUCAUUUAACUUGGUUCAAAAGAGAUUAAAAUAAUCUUCAAGAUAAAAAACAUAAAUUGGGAUAACAUCUAGAAUUCAUUAUGAUAUUAAUAUUUAAGGCUUUCCGUCAAAAAAGAUAAUCAUUUACGUGAUAUACAGGUUGAGUACCCGUUAUCCAAAAUGGGUGUUUCGUAUUUUGUACUUUUAAGGAUUUGUAUAUACAUAAUACACAGUACACAACACAAUUAGCAUAGUAUGUAGUGUAUGUACAAUGCUGGAGAGCGAAACACAGCUGGAGAAAGACGCAGUAGGAGAUUGAUGCAAAAGAUGCAGGCUGAAGAGAGAUGUGGCAGGAUAGAGACUGAAGAUCUGUGAAAUGGCAGGAAUUUAAGCAUAGUGCUCAGCGCAAAUCUGUCACUUCACAGAUCUUUGCAUCUCUCCCCAGCCUCAUGCUUGUUCACUACUCGUGUUGUGUAUGAGAUGUGAGGUUGGAGGGAGACUGAGGCUCUGAGAGAUGAACAAGCAGAAAUGCCACAGCUACUGCCUCCAAAAUGGAAGUGGGUGGCUGGUGGCAAAAGGUUUUGUGUUUUGGAGGUUUUUGCAAUUCUAGUUUAGGGUUGCUCGACCAGUAUGUGUAAAAAAUGCUCCCAUCUUCAUCACUCUCAUAGCCCAUUAAAAAAAAAUUUUUUUUCCACUUUCCUAUUCACAUCAGUAUCAGUAGCAACAUUUAGCUAGUGUCAGUAGUUCACAUGACAGAUGAUCCUCAUGUAGUUUUCAUCAAACCUUCAUCCCACUCUUUUUGGACUGGUUGUUUUUAUUUGUCUGUUCACUAGGAGCUAAUCCAUAAUUAUUUUACCACAGUGUCUGGUGCAUAUGGAAACAUUGAAAUAUACACAUCAAAAACAAUAUUAUUUCACCGAAAAUUUCAAAAUGAACAAAAAUGUCAUAUUUUAAUUAACACUUUCUUUCUUCAUCACAGACAUUUUUUUUAAAAAAUGAAUAAAAUCACGUUGAGCCUUCCAUAUAGUGAUAAAAGUUCAGCCUGUCGGUUGCGUAGAACUCCUUGCAACUAAUUUCAAAUUGUUUCUCACCCUCCUUUUGCUAUUCAUCAGGACUUUGGUGCAGUUUGAAAGGUAGUGCUGCCUCUGGAAAACCUACAUGAUUGAACCUCCAGUGCCCACUUCCUUUUUGCUUUGUUUUGAUCCCCUCCCCUUUUUUUUUCUUACUUUGAUUCAGCGUGAAAGAGAAGUGGGGAAACAAACCUAUGGUGAAUUUAUAAAUUUUUGAAAUUUUUAGCUGAGUUUGUCACGAAAAAUUGAUAACCUCUCCCCAUUAUGGCCUGAUAAUGAGUAUUCAGUGGGCAUCAGUUCUCAACGCCCUACAGUUGUUAAGUAUCCCUGUGGAGGUGUCUGGCUAAGACUAGGCUGCCAGCUCUUUAAAGACUUUUGGCUUAUGUUCUUUCAAUGUAUGUUUGUUGGGUUUUAUGGCCCUUCUACACAUUGUUCUGAUUUUGUGUUAGGGUAGGUUUGAAUGGAAUAUUUAGCUGUGUAAAACUAUUUGGCACCUCCAGUGAACUUUGAACUUCCACAAUUGUGCUCUUUUUAAUCUGCCAGAUAUCUUGAGGGAAUGGGCUUUACAUCAAGGAGACCCAACUUCAGUGACUGGACAUUGCCAUGGCAUAAUCUCAAAUUGUACUUUGGAGGCCUCCAAGGACCAUAGAUGAGUCAUGGGAUGUGCAUAUAUGUUUUAAAGCAGGGAUAAGGAAAGUGUGACUUCCAGAUAUUUUGGACCCUUAACUCCCAUUAACCUUAGACAGCCAAGGAUUAGAGAAAUUGUAGUUCAGCAGUCUCUGACAUAGCACAGGGUCCCUACCUGAGAUCUAAAGGGACACUUCAGAAAAUUCUGCUGAACUACUGCACAGUAAACCAAGCUAGCCCAAAAUAACAUGACUACCAGCCAGACUUAGCCAGGCCACUUCCCUUUCUAUAUCCCAAGUAUUAAAAAGGAUUGGAGAGGUACAGAACAUUUACCACUUGAGCUCCAUUUUGGGCCAGGAACUUCCUUGAGUUAGAUACUUUUAUGUUGGCUCAGUCACAGUUCCUGUCAAAAAGCUAGAUAUCACCUUAUUGGGAUUUCUACUGGAAUUUCUACAACCCCAAAAAAAAUUAGCAAAAAUGUGGAAAACAUUUAUUCAAGAAAUCAAAAGAAUAGGUGUUUGAACAAACAAAACUGUGUGAGAAAUUUUGGCUCAGCUGUAUUUUAGACUUCUGAUAUCAUUCUGUUCCUCAAGAUCUGAAAAUAACGGUGUGGUUUAAUUGUGAUUUCACUAGUGUAUUAUAUCUGCAUAUUUCAGUGUACAAAGUUUAAAUGGUCAUGACGACUUAGGUCAUCCCUGUAUGUGUUGUGGAAACGACACCAUAUUUCCCUUCAAUAAUCCUCGCAGAAUUGUCAAAAAAAAUCUCUGGUGUUUUCCUUAAAAGUACUGAUAGUAUUGUGUCAAUAAAAUAGCAUUUUUAGAGAGAGGUAACGUUUGGAGUGAGACAGUAUUUUGUCAGACCAUGUGUCCUUUUACCAUUUUGUAAGAACAAAAAUCUCUAAAAAUGGAUGCUAGCUUGGUGUCAGUGUUCCAUUACAAAGCAAGUCAAGGAAGAUUUAUUUUUCUAAUAGCAAUUUUCCCCUUUAAUUCUACACCCAUAAACCCCAGAAAUAAUUUGCUCAUACAGAAAUUGAGGGGAAGAGAAAUAAUGCAUGCAUUAAGCAAUUUCACUCCUGUAAUUAUGCUCAAGUCCUAUAAGUAAGCCAAAAAAAAAUUUUUUUAAAUGACAAUAUGGUAUUCAAGUGUUCAUGGAGAACCAGUGUAGAAAAUACGGAUUUCAUGUAAGAUUUAACCAAGGCAGCAAUUCAUAUUGUUUUUAUCUCAUUUGAAUAUAGAAAAAUCUAUUCAGCAGUACAACAGUUCAGAAUUUCUUUGUGUGAACAACUGGAAAAGUUACUGACCUACAUACUUAUUCUGAUACAGUACCAGCAAGGUUUCUCAAAAUGGUGUGUUCAUGUCUGUGAAUGAAACUGUCCACCACCUAUUCUUCACAGCAUCAUACUAGUUAGUUCUUUCACACUGGCUGUACUGCUAUGGGCUGCUCUUUUUAUUGUAUUUUUCUAUAUUAUUAUCCCUGAUAAACUACUUUAAUAUAAAUAUAACAGCCAAACCUCAACUUUCACAGGUUUAACUUCUGUGGAUUUGAUCAUUUUUGAGUUUGCGUUCAAUAAUUAAAUAGUGUGAGGGGUUUUUUUAAGUUUUGUGGCCUGUUGAGAGAAAUUGCAGUCAGUGUGCAUAAACUAGAAAAUGUAAAGAAAACAUUAAUAUGUUUAGUAAGUCAUAAAUUCAUAAAAUGACACUGAGUAACCAUUCUUUCCAUUCCACCCCGGGAGUCCCACCUAGUGUUGGUUACCCUGCUUCAGGUUCUUUCCUGUUCUCCAUCCAUAUAUGGGACUACAAGAACCAGCAUGCCCUGUGAUGGCGGGAUAAAAGCAGCCCUUUUUCAUGUUCCUUAGCUAUUGAGUUAAGAGUAUAGACUGAGUUAAGGUUCAAGAGGCUAGAAAUAUUCAUGCCUUUUCUACUGUUACAGAGGUCCUGUGUCUCUAACCCCCGCGAAUGUGGAGGGCCCACUGUAUUAUAACAUUAAAAUCCUAUUCCAUCAGACCAUAGAAUGAAGAAUAGUUUCUUGUGAUUAAAUUAUUUAUGUAUUUAAUGUGUUUUCCCUCAGAUAACACAUGCCUCUAGACUCUAUUGCAAUCUUUUGAGACAUAUUGUAUGAUAGAAUAGUUUCAGUAGGAAAUGCAAAGCCUUUACAAUUACUGGCUUAGCCAUUUUUAUUUCUUUCAUUAGUGACUUAAUGCUUCUGACUUGACCUUCAGGUUAAUUCUGAACCAUAGCUGACUCAAUAAUCCAUACCAAAUAACUUCACUUGCUUUUCUCCUCCCUCCCUUCCUUCCAGGACCCCCCUCCCUUUUUUUCCCUUUUCUUGUUCUGAAAGAAAUACUUUAAGGAACCAGUUUUGAGAGAGAAAGUUGCCUUCGCAACAGAGUUAUGCAUUCCCUGCAUAUCCUAUUAUCCUUUGCAACCUUUUUAUUGGGGGGAGCACUUUUUUAAAAAGGAAAAGUACCUGGAGUCACUAGACUGGGGAGUCCGUUCCAUCUCUAAUGCAGCCUGGGCUAUUAAAGAUCAUAGGAUGCCAUAGGCCUUUUUCCAACAGCUCUUCUCAGCACUCAGUACUGCAGAAAGCUCACUGAAUUCCAGUGGCUCUGUGAGCUCGGGGAAAAGAAGUACUUUCUCGUGGAAAAUCAUCUGGAUCUAGCUUUUCCCAUUUUUCACAGUGAUGCACAAGCAUCCUUACUCUUAACCUAAAACAGGCUGAACUUUCUGAGUGUGACUAGCGAAAGCAGCUGCAAAUGUAAAUCUUUGGCAAGUGUCCAGUUUGCACACUUGCAAAAAGCUUGAGGGCUCAUAAGAGUACCUUCUGCAUACCCUUUCCUCACCCUGAAGGCCAUGAAAAAGAUGGUGGAAGCAGUGGACACAGCAGAUGCUCCAGAGGGCCAGUCCCAUAGCUAGGCUGGGGCAACCAGGGCACCAGCCAAAGGGGGGCCACAAACAGCGGUGCACUAAGAUGAUGCCCAUGGCACGCAGUAGAACUUGGGAGCGUACGAACGCUCCACCCUACUGAGCCCUACUUUCUGCCCCAAGGCUCCUAAAGGCCUAGCUAUAGCCCUUCAGAAGGCCCCCAAGAGAAACACCUUUCUCCCCAGUGUCCCCUGGUAAUUGCAAACCCACUUCAGGGAAAGCCACUCCACUAGGACUGGCACAGUGCCUACCUCCACCUCCAGUUUUCCCCAGCUUUUAGAGCAAGAAACCGGCUUCCCCAGGGAGGUCAAAGUGACAGCAAGCAUUUUCAAUGUUAGAACAAACAGGGCUUCUUCUCCAACCUUCUUGCAACAUUUGAGCAGAGAUGCUCACUUUUCCAAGCAGCCAUAUUCACCCAUGGUUUGGAACAUACUUACCUCAUAUAUUUUACUUUAAUUGUAUACAUUUUUGACCAGAAAUACUGUACCAAAUUAAUACAGGUACUAAAUAGCCCACAUCCCCCUUUUAAAAAAAAUCAUGCUCACACUGGUUAAAAGUGACUUUUUUAACCAAUUUGUCCAUACUGAUUUGCUCCAUAAAAUUUGAACUUUGGGGACAUAAUAGAUGGCAGUGAUAAAUAAUAUGAUAUCUAUGUAGUCUUGAGUAAUACAGUGUACCUUCAAAACAUUUGAAUAUCGAAUUUAGACACAGCCUUCAGCACUGUGCUGAUCCAUAUGUUAAAAGAGUGCUUUGACGUUCCAUCUACAAAGCUGCUUUAUAAAUGGUUAAACUGGAGCAAAACAGCAAAGAGUCCUAUGAUACCUUUAAAGUAACAUAUAUAUUUGCAUGAAACUCUGGGAGCUUCUGUGCAGUAGAGAAGCUAUGAGACUGCAAAAAAGCUAAUGAAAAAUAAAAUAAAAUUCAUCAUAUAAAAUACUUAAUCACAUCCAGUAGACUCAAAUCUAAGAACAGAGCUGAAUACAAGGUCAGAAAUGAAGUGUCUAGUUUUCCUUUUUAUCUCCCUUUAUCUUUGGUGCAACAGUAUUUUCUAGAUUGUUUAAAAGCACUUGAUUCAGAUUUGGUAACCUGAAAUCUUGGGUCUUUUACAACCACAACGACCUAAGUUUUGUUCCAAUGCCCUGUACUAUGAUACUGUUAAUGGUGCAUUCUUAACGGUGUUCUUGCAGCUAUAUUCUUGGUAUGCAUAGCACUUGGAGUUUGAAAAUGGCAGGGAGGAUCAAAUAUAAAUUGUAAAAGAAGCUGAUAAACAAAUUAAGGAAAUUAGUAUUCCAUUCUUCUCUUGGUGUUCUUUUAGUUUGUAUUGCUUAUACAAUAUUGGACUGUAUUUCAUAUUUUCUUUUUCAGACCGGAGGGUGUGUGUUGUAUUGAUGUGCAUGUAAGGUUGAAAGCUUUUACUGACAGACAUGUAGAGUUGAAACACAUCAUUUGAUGGGGUUGCCUUCAUCUCCUCAGAGAGAUAUAGGGAUGGUGGCCAAACACUAGGUAAUAUUCAUAGAUAUGAAGCUAUGUGUAUUAUUCUCUAACUGGAAAAACACUAAGUUACACUGCAGUCAUAUCCACAGUAAGAUUUGAAAGGGGUUAAAGGAGCCCUCAAAUGCUAGUCUUAGCAUUAUCUUGAUAGCUAGUCAUUUUGUUAUUGUAGCCUCUCUCUCUUUACUGCUGAAAUCCUGAAUUUAUAAGUGAUCAGUUUUACUACUUUUGUAUAAGCUGCCCAAUAUCUUGCUAUGCUGUUUAAGUUGUGUAUUGCAGAACAGAGUGACUAUGAAUGAAAUGUACUGCUUUUUUAAAAAUCAUCUGUGGAUGCCACUAUGAAACCUGACAUUGUUGAAAGCCACUUCAAGAGUUUUCUAUGAAUACUUGUAACAAAAUGCUUUGUUAUAAAUGAACAUAUAUAAAAAAGACUGUAUUGAUACAAAGACGUUGGAUCACAACAUUGAAAAAAUAUUCUUUCGGUUUGGGGAGGGGAGGGCAGGGGGGGAAAGGCUUGCUGUAAAAUGAUGCAUUAAUCCAUUUAAUAAAAAUCACCUUCAUGAAAGUA